Messenger RNA from Endocarpon pusillum Z07020, 4194 nucleotides. RefSeq lists its product as uncharacterized. Gene Ontology annotation, molecular function: transmembrane transporter activity. The transcript has 7 exons. The coding region runs from base 1 to 4194 and encodes 1397 amino acids. The record is from RefSeq and is a predicted model, not a curated record. Lineage: Eukaryota; Fungi; Ascomycota; Eurotiomycetes; Verrucariales; Verrucariaceae. Gene Ontology annotation, cellular component: membrane. Gene Ontology annotation, biological process: transmembrane transport.
AUGCCGAAUUCGAACGCAGACAUCGAUGACUUAGUCGCCAAAGGCGUACGAGAGCUCCUUGCAGAGCAGAAGGAUGGGGAGCGUCUGAACAUUGCAGCAAAAGCGCGCGAACUUGGGGUGCAUAAGAAUCGUCUAUAUCGUCGAAUCAAGGGCGUAGGACCUCGUACGUCUCGAAAGCCUGUUAAUCACAAGCUAUCAGCAAUACAAGAGGCCUCUCUUUUGCGAUACAUCAAGUCUUUGGAUGAAAUUGGCCAUUCUGUGCGGUAUGAUCAGAUCAGCAGUGUAGCAAAUGCUAUUCUCGCAGAGGAUCAUACCAAUAAUAUUUCUGCGCCUUUUAUUCUUCAACACGUCAUGGUUAUGCCAGCCUUCGGAUGGAGUGCUGGGGAUCUUUUCAAGCUCAUUGAGAUCUCCUAUAUAAUUUACCAGGCCUUUAACGAUGCGCGCAAGAACUCAUCACGCCAAUUUCAACUGCUUAGUGAUGAAUUCGGAAGGUUUCACACGUGCCUCGAGUUGCUGCAUAGUCUGCUCAAGAAACAUGGCAAAAAUCUCUAUUUCGGGCACGAUCAGUUCAAAGUUACUCUUGAAGAAUGUCAGGAGUUCCUGUCGAAAUACUCAGUCCUUGGAGACCGUCGCAACUCCGUCGCGAAGUUCUUCAAGACCAUAGGAUGGACGACAGAGGAGAGAGGCACCAUUAGCAGGCUGAUCACCGCAGUACACGGUCAUGCGCAUGUUAUUGGGCUUUAUACCAGUUACCUGACCUUGGAAGCAUCACUCGAAGGAAGAGCUGUGCAUGAGAAGAUCAUCGAAAAUACUCAGGAGACCUUGAACGAGCUGAGGCGGCUGCAGAGGGUACGAAGUAUCACUGAGGAGCCUGAAGCCGCCACUGCGCAGAUUCUCGGAGCUGGCUGCUGUACAGACGGUACGGUGGUGCUAAAGCUAGACGAGGUCGCGAAAGAGCUUGAUGGCUUUACUCAUGUUCUCAAGCACGAACAAGCUUCGUUGGACUCGCAACAUCAGAACAGUGCGGUUGAAAACGAUUUGGAUUUCCCCGAAAGCGACGAAGCCAGAACGAUCGAUUUGGACUUGACAAUGCUCCAAACAGUGCUUCAAGAGGUCGAGCAUAUACUGGAGCGGGCCAGAAACGGCUCAAAGCGCGAGUACAACCGGCGUGUCAUCCGGCAGGCUACCAGGCGUGAUACCCAUGAUACCCAUGAUACCAAUGAUAGCGGCAUCUCAGAUAUGUCUAUCAGCCCGAAGUCCAGACUCAGUUUACAUGCCUCCAGAAGCCCUACCCUUCAACCCCACUCAGUGGGCACGGUUGGCCGUUCGUGGACAAGGACCAGCAUCGAAAAGUUCAGUCCGACUUUAGAGGCCAGUCAAGCUCCACCUCAACCUCGCCCCUCAGCAAGUUCGAUGAGCUCGCCGCUUUUGGAGUCAUCUUCACCAAUGACCCGGCAAGGCACUAGUCCCAGCACUGCUGUGACAACGCCACUAUUCGGCAGCCCAGCCGGGGAUCCUGAUACAGGCACAAGGCUUCCUAGCAUCCGACUGCCGGCCGCGGCCAUAGAUUGGAGUUCGUUUUGCAACGAGGCCCAAGUUACUUGCGAAGGUUGGCAGAGACCCUGGUCUUGCAAGAUCAGCCAACGUCGGCGAGCAAGGGACUGUGGAUUGUCGCUUCGAGCUGAGCGCGCAGAUGGAUCAUAUCUCUACCAUGAUCUACCCGCGUUUGGGAUAGCUGUACCUCACACAUCGCACAGUGUUGCUAACCCCCAAGCGAAGAACGUGGUGACAUUCAAAGAACCACAAAAUCAUAGGCUGAUAAAGGUAACGCAUCCUACCGAAAGUGCAGAGAGAGAGCCGAGAUACGUCUUUCAGAACUCUGCAGAUCACAAAGCAUUCCAGGAGUUGAUUUAUGGGUGUGACCUUGAGGACUCAUGGGAUAUAACAUCUGUCGAAUCAAACAGGGAAAAAGAGUGUGUCACUCAGACCUUGCGUCUAUGGAGAGACAGGUAUACACGGGUACCAUUGAUCCUAUUCUACACCAACAGCCGACGAAGAUCGCCCAAAAUAUACAUACAAGAGCCGAAAACCUCAUUUGAGGUUAAAUUCCAGAUAGACAAGAAAAACCCUACUAAUUAUGGAUAUAUAUCAACGUCUCCCAAGUGCUCAAGUAGACACCCAUCAUAUCUCGGAUUUGCGUUGCGUGAGACCGGCUUCGUGUCAAUCACCUUUGCAAAGCCGUUGUCUGAGCGACACGGUCUUCGAACCGCAAUGAAUCUGAGUCGCUGGUUCUACAAGGCUACCGCAGGCGUCGAAGAUUUUGUUGAAGGCGCUGAUGAUGAGGAAAUAACUAGUCGGCGGAACUAUGUAUACUGGACUAUCGACCACUCCUCAUUCCAGAAAUGGGUUGUUUUUGUUGCCGGCGUCGGCUUCUUCACCGACGCUUACGAUCUGUUUGCAGUUAAUGUCGUGUUGCCAAUCCUGGGGUUUGUCUACUGGGACGGCGAGAUCCCACAAAGCUACGAGACGGCAUUGAUUUGUGCAACGCUGGCCGGGACUUUGAUCGGCCAAGUACUUUUCGGAGUCCUCGCAGAUAUUUAUGGCCGAAGAAAAAUGUAUGGUCUGGAGCUGCUUGUGGUUAUCUCUGCUACCCUUGGUGUCGCGAUGAGUGCAACAGGCGAGAGAAAAAGCAUGGACAUCGUUGGUUGGCUCCUCUUCUGGCGCUUUACGAUGGGCAUAGGUAUUGGGGGGGACUAUCCUCUCAGUGCUGUCAUCUGUAGUGAAUUCGCUCCUCGGAGGCAUCGUACUCGUAUGCUGGCUUCUGUCUUCUGUUGCCAACCCAUCGGUCAACUUUCGGGUAUGAUUGUCUCCCUUGUGGUGAUCACGGCAUCCCACAAUUUCAUACCAACAGACAACGAUAAAUGUCGCUCCGAUGUGUGCAUACGAACACUUGAUAGUGCCUGGCGAUGGAUUGUCGGUUUUGGCUCGUUACCAGCGGUGGUAGCACUCUUCUUCCGCCUAACCAUCCCCGAGAGUCCUCGCUAUCUGCUCGAUGUUGUCGGGGCGUUUAAGAGCGCGUCCAAGAAUACACAAGAAUACUACCAUGGCGAUGUAUUCGGUCAAAGCCAGGAGCUGCUAGAAGACGGACGGAAUUCGCAAGUUUUACUUCCCGUUGAGCACGCAAUACCGAAGUCCACAGUCCAAGGCUCGCCUUCCCCUUCUCUUUCUCCUUCUCCAGAUACGAGGCCUGCCCGCGACGGCAGCCAAGGGCUCGUACCGACUCAAAGCUCUACACUGAAUGCAGGUGGUCGCCCGCAUACACUACCGUCUCCAACGUUGGCACCUACUGAUGACCAAAUCGACAGCAAUGGGGUAAGUACUGUUACUAUGCGUACCGGAUCCUUCCCCUUAAGCGCUCAUACCGUGGAGCCUGUGCCACUGAACGAGCAACAACCGCCACAAGCAUCUUGGGAGGAUGCGAACAACUUCUUCAUCAAGGAGAAGAAUUGGAUCUAUCUUGUAGCUACCUCGUCCACGUGGUUCUGUCUCGAUUUCGCCUUCUAUGGUUUGGGACUUAGCACCCCCGAAAUCAGUCAGAACCUCUGGCACAAUCCUAACGACCCAACCGCCAAAGCCGUAUACCACAUCUUGCUAGACAACACCACACAGUCUCUUGUGCUUACUUCGAUUGGCACGAUGGUCGGCUCACUUCUCAUCAUCAAAGCAAUAAAAUAUUGGUCCAGCAAAGCGAUUCAAUUUUACGGCUUCAUCGCCCUAGCCAUUCUCUUCCUCACCAUUGGCGGCGCCUUCGGCAAACUUCUCUUCUCAGACUUCAAAGGCAUCAUCAUCAUGCUUUACGUGCUAUGUCAAAUUGCCUUCAACCUUGGCCCGAAUACAACUACCUAUAUCAUUCCCGCCGAGAUAUUCCCAACGAGGUACAGGUGUACUUGCCACGGCAUCUCUGCCGCGGCUGGCAAAUUAGGGAGCAUUGUAGGUCAAGCGUUUAUCGCUCAUGUACGGUUUCCAGGGGAGGAUGCUGGCAAACGCAGAUCGCUGGGCUGGAUAUUGAUGGUCCUUGCCUUUGUUAUGGCCAUCGGAGCUCCGGUGUCGAGGUAUUUCUUACCAGAGACACGGGAUCAGAAGGGUGAGAGCAAGAGCCUCGAAGCGCUAGCGCAAGGGAAGAAAGCGGUAUAA